Molecule: messenger RNA, 315 nt
Organism: Metschnikowia bicuspidata var. bicuspidata NRRL YB-4993
Lineage: Eukaryota; Fungi; Ascomycota; Pichiomycetes; Serinales; Metschnikowiaceae
Gene: RPS25B
Product: 40S ribosomal protein eS25
Exons: 1
Coding region: 1-315 (104 amino acids)
Cellular component (GO): cytosolic small ribosomal subunit
Molecular function (GO): structural constituent of ribosome
Source: RefSeq, a predicted model, not a curated record
AUGGCACCAAAGAUUCAACAGACUAAGGCCGCCAAGGCUGCCGCUGCUUUGGCCGGUGGUAAGAAGGGUAAGAAGAAGUGGAACAAGGGUAAGGUUAAGGACAAGGCCCAACACGUUGUGAUCUUGGACCAAGACAAAUACGACAGAAUCAUGAAGGAGGUCCCAGGCUUCAAGUUCGUUUCUGUCUCUGUCUUGGUGGACAGAUUGAAGAUUGGUGGCUCUUUAGCCAGAAUUGCUUUGAGACAAUUGGAGUCUGAUGGUGUUAUCAAGCCAGUCGUCAAGCACUCCAAGCAAGCUAUCUACACUCGUGCUUAA